AUGGCACAUUUCCAAGCAGCCAAAGACGCGCGGAUUGGCCUCGCCCGCGGUUUUGGCCCACAGCGGGUGCUUCGCGCCUCGCCUUGCCCCGAUGUGGGGCUCCGCUCAAGUGUAGUGGCCCGGCUCGAGAUCCGGGCCAAAGUGGCGCGGGCUUGCCGGAAGUGGCGUUUGGGAGGUUGGCCCAUGUGGCUUACUUGGUUGGCCUGCUGGCCAUGUGGGCUGGCUACUCAUCUACGAGGUGUCAACCCGGUGAUGCUUCAGCUGGAACAGCUGCCUGAUCCUGCUGGUGUGUUCCGGCACGUGCAUGCUGAUAGUGGCCUCACACCAGAGGAGAUCAACCAGACACUGCAUCAGCACCUGGACUUCGAAGUCAAAGAUCCGGGUGAUACGGAUGGUGUGGUGAUCGAGCAGACCUUUGACUCCCUGGACAAGAACUACGACGACAGCCUUUCCAGGAGCGAGUUCCUUGCCGGGGCCCUGCGAAGCUCUCCGGCCAGCCAGGGCUCGUUGGCAGACAUCUUCUCCACCAUCGACUCAAACGGAGACGGCGAGAUCUCACGGACCGAGUUCGUGAUCGCUGCAAAGGGCUCCAAGCAGAUGUUGGGCUUGGCCCCGGCGUUUCGCGUCGCAGAUGCCGACGGCGAUGGCUUUCUUUCCCAAGAGGAGUUUCUGUACAUUGCUCGCCAGUUCUACCCCCGGGACUUCCAGACCCGAACCGCCCUGGUGCCUUUGUUCCACCUGCUGGACUCCGAUUCGGAUGGCCGGAUUUCCCGCAUCGAGUUCCUGAAGCAGGCGGACGGCGGCCCUCUGCUGCCCACGGGGCGCGCCGCGGGCCACGUGGACUCUGUGGACUCUGCCGCCAGCGAUGUAUCGGGCGGAGGUGAGAAAGCACCCCCUGAGGAAGGGCAGGAGGAUGCCAGCACCACCACUAGCACAACCACAAGCACGAGCACAGAAAAAGCCAAAGCAGCUGGCCCUGACUGGCUGCACGGCGAAGCCAGCGGCUUGAAAGACUUCAAGGAGGUGGCUCAGAACAUCGCGGAGGCUGUGCGCCAGGUCAUUCGUCAGGAGCUGGGCAAGCCGCUGCCUUCCGCGGCCACCGCUGCCAUGGAGGCCGCCAAGGCCGCGGGCCUCCCCGCGCCCCGCGUGGCAUCUGCCGCCGCCAAGGCGGCGGCGCAGCAGGCGGCGGAGCAGGCGGCGGACAAGGAGGUGACGCCGCAGCAGCUGGGGGCGUUGGCGGCCACCGCGGCCUUCCGCGCGGCGCGCGCGGCGGGGCUCACCGUGGCCCAGGCGGCGCAGUCCGCGGCGCAGGAGGCGUCCCAGGCGGCGGCGGACCGGGCGCUGGCGGCCAACGAGGACGUGGAGGAAGCUGCGGCGGUGGCCGCAGCCGCGGCUUUCCAGGCAGCCCUGGACUCCGGGAUGAGCUACGCCGAGGCGGCCCAGAGCGCCGCGGAGGCGGCGGGCCGCGUGAUCUCGGAGCAUCCCCACAGCUCGAAGAGCGAUGUCCUUGCUGCUGCCAAGGCAGCCCAACGUGGUGUCACUGCUGCUGCAGCCGCCGCCGGCGGUAACGCCUCGGCCAAUGCGAAGGCGGCGGCGGUGGCGGCGGCCACGGGCGCCGUGGGCUCCGCAGCGGCGGAGGAGGCGCUGGCGGCGGGGAAGGCGCCGCAGGAGGCCGCCGAGGCAGCUGCGAAGGCGGUCUUCUCCUUCGCCAUGGACAACGGCUUGGAAGUCCAGGAGGCGGUGUCUCAGAGCACCAUCGCGGCCACGGAGGCGGCGCUCCACGUGGCCAUCGCGGCAGGGAAGACGACCCAGGAGAUUGUGGACACGGCGGUGACCACCGCUGAGGAGACCCUCAUGAACCUAGGGAACAACACCCCAAGCAAGAAGCUGGACAACGCCAUCGCUGCCACCCGCCAGGUGGUGCUGAAGAGCCCCACCUUGGCCAAGCUCAGCCCCAAGCAGAAGCUGGCGGCCUUGGCUGCGGAGGCGGCGCAGGUGGCAGUGGAGGGUGCGGCCAAGGACCCUUUGGCGGUGGCGGUUUUGGCCGCCAACGCCACUUUGGCCGCCGCAGCCGGGCUGGGUCUCGGAGACGCCGCCGGCGCUGCUUCGAGCGUGGCGCUGGCCGCGGGCACCGCCGCCGCGCGGCGGGGCGCCGUGGCCUUCGCCAGCGCCGAGGCCACGGCGCUGGCGGCGCGAAAGGCGGCGCAGGAGGUCCUGAAGGACCAAUGGCCGCCCCAAGCUGUGGCCCUGUGCGCGUCCAGCGCUGCAGGGCUGGCAGCCGCCACCUCCGCCAUGGACACAGGCGAGGCGCCCACCGCCAUUUGGCAGGCGGCGGCGCUCCACGCCAAGGCGGCGGCGGCGCGGCUCGGGCUGAAAGGCGGCGAUGUGGCGGCGGCGGGGGCGCAGGCGGCGGCGCUGGCGCUGGCGCUGGCGAAGCCCUCGGCGAAUCUGCUGGAGGAGGCCAAAGAGGCGGCCCUGGCGGCCGCCGGGCACGGCGAGGCGGGCGCCGCGGCGGCGGCCGCCGCGGCCGCGGAGGCGGCGUCGCUGGUGGUGCCGAAGGAAGCGCAGCUGGCGGCGGCCAAAGCGGCGACAGGGAGCGGGGGCAAGCUGACGCGGCAGCAGGCGGUGGUGAAGAUCAGCUUGAUCGCGCAGCUGGCGGGGCGCGCGGCUCAGCUGGCCGGCAUGAGCCCCGAGGAGAUGGCGGUGGUGAUGGGCCUCGAGGUGGGUGAAGCCUUGCCCAAGUUCGAUGCCCACGAUGGGCCCAAGCCCAUGGCGGAGGACGCCACUAUGGCCGCGCUCAGGGCAGCCCAUCAGCUGGGCUUCACCUUGAAGCAGCUGGAGCCCGUGGCGGUGCACGCCGCCGCGGGCGCGGCUGUGACCGCUGGCAGGAUCUUCUUCAUGAACGCGCAGGAGAUGGCGGACCUGGCCAUGUCGGCAGUGCUGGUGGCCACCAACAAGUUGCCCAAGGAGGACAGCGCCCUCUUGGCCGCCGCCGCCGCGGGGCUGGGCGCCGCGCUGGGCGCCGAGGAGGGCGGCGCCGUGGGCUUCCGCCAGACCAAGGCGGCGGCCAGGGCGGCGCAGCGGGCAGCCGCCCAGCUGCUGCUUUCCGAGCAACGGGCCGCCCGCCUGGCCGCUUUGGCGGCGGGCCGCUCCGCCGGUCGCCUCGCCUCUGCCGAGAAGAAGGAGAUUUCGGCGGUGCGGAAGGAGGCGGCUGAGGCGGCCGUCGCCGCGGGCCUCGCCGCGGGGCUCCAGGCCUUCGCCGCGGAGCAGGCGGCCUGCGACGCCGCGGAGCUCGCGGCCUCGGAGGCCAAGGCCUACGCCGCGCGAGGCAUCAAAAAGCGUCCACCUCCUCCGGCGCCAAAGAAAGACUUCGGUAGUUUGGAUGGCAACGGGGACGGCAAGGUGACAGCAAACGAGCUCAAGCAAUGGGAGCCCAAAGAUGAGUUCGGUUCGAUGGAGAAGAACGGAGACGGGGAGAUCACCAUGCAGGAGUUCCAGAAAUUCAACCCGCAGCACGCUGUGGUGAAAACAGGAGGCGAGGUUUUGCAUGACUUACUUGUCCGGCAGGACGCAGAGCCGGCGCAUUGGUUCGCCCCCGGAGGGCUCGCAGAUCCGGAAGAAGAGCUGGAGGAGGUGAGCCUGGACGGCCUGCAUGAGGCGGCCCUCCGGGGAGACAUCUGCCUGGUGAAGAAGCACAUCGACGCCGGGGCGCCGGUGAAUGCGCCCCUCCGGGUGGCCGGAGGGGAUGAAUAUUUGACGCUGCUGCAUAUCAUCGCCAGCAAGCCCGACCUGCCGAACGGCCCGCAGAUUCUGUUUCUGCUGGCACAGGGCAAGGCAAACCCCAAUGCCAGGAGUACCUUCGGCUCCACCCCUCUCAUGUUCGCCUGCUACCACAAAAACGUCCGCAUCGCGGAGCUCCUGUUGGAGAGCGAGGCCGACCCCGAGGCGGAGGACGACUACAGCAAGACGGCAAUCCGCUACGCCGUGUCCUUGCACACCGAGGACACCGAGGGGGCGGACGCCUAUGCGGUGCUCACUGAGCGGAGUGAGCGGAGCGCUGAGCUGGUGGAGACGCUGGAAAACCACGGGGGCGAUUUGGACAACGGAGGCAGCCGAACGCCGAUGGCGGAGGCGGUCUUGCAGAGCAACAACCUCGCCACCACACGGCUCUUGGAAUUGGGAGCAGUGGCAGACGGCUUGGUCUACGCAGUGGCUGUCAAGAGCUACCGGGUGGUGAGGGAGCUGAUCAACGGGGGGGCCAACCCCUUUGCCAAGAACGAGCAGGGCCUCAGCUGCUGGGAGAUCGCGACCGAGCGCGGGGACGAGGACAUUGUGGCUUGCUUGGAGGGCUACAUCAUGGAGCUGGAGCGUUCCCGCAGCGCCCACCUCAAGAUGAAGCCCUUUAAGGAGGAGCCCCCAUGGACCGAGCGGGGCAUGGAGCACGCCCAGUGGCUCACCACCGGGAAAUCGGUGGAAGACGUGCCCCAGAGGGCCUCUGUGCCGGAGUACCAUGGAGAGGAGAACUGUUUGACCAUCUUUCGCUUCCAGCUGAAGAUCGUCCUGAGCAAUCCCGUGCUCCAGGCCAUUAUGACAACGAACCUGGUGCUGGCUCUUUUCCUCCCGGACUUUUGGGUGAUUCUGGCGAUGCAGGGGAACGGAGGCCUGGACAACGCCCUGGUCAUGAUAUUUUGCCUCUUCCUGGCCGAGUUUCUGGCCAACCUCGUUGCCCAUGGGGAAAGCUAUGCGGGCAGCUACGCCUUUUGGACGGAUGGCAUCGGCAUGCUGUCGGUUCCUUUGGACCACUCCCUGAUCGCCGACAGCUUCGUGGACGCCUUUGAGACCUCCGGCCUGGCCGCCCGGGUCACCAAAUUCGCGAAGCUCAGCGCCAGAGCUGUCCGCCUCUCGCGCCUCGCGAAGCUGCUGCGGUUUCUGCCCUCGAAGGGCGACUUGGAGGAUCACAAGCAAGGCCCCGCCAAGGGCAUCUCAGUGGAGCUCAUGGCCAACUUGUCCAUCAAGGUGGCCCUGCUCAUCAUCGUGCUGGUGAUAACGCUGCCAGUGAUCGACUUUUUCAGAUACCCGCCGGACGACAACUCCCUGCAGAGUUGGACGGCCCAAGUCUACUGGAGUUCCAAAAACUUUCCAGAUGAUACCGCCUUCCAAGUGGAGAAAAUGCGGGAGUUUUACCAGAUCCUGGCGUAUUUCCCAUUCCAGGCUACCUUCCACUACGCGAACAUGACCCAGGUCAUUAUCGAAAUCGAGAAUUCCCAGGCACCAAUGCGGCAAGAAGACGUCCUUGUCAUGCAGAAGGAAGACACCAUCGUCAAGUUCAACUUCCGUUCUCCAAACUUGGCCGAGGCGAUGCUGAACGUAAUCCUCAUGACGGUGGUGAUUCUUACAAUCCUCAUCGCUGCUGGCGGCGUGUCCUCUGCAGUGUCCCACACGGUCCUGUCACCCAUUGAGAGCCUGCUGGACAUCGUGCACUCCACAGCCAUCCAAAUAUUCGAAGCCGUGGAGCAGAUGGCCAUCUACUUCGUGAAGGACUACAGCAGCAAGUGGCACGAGGAGCCCGUGGAUCUGAAGAACCGCUUCUCGCACGAGGUGCAGCUCUUGUCCAAGGUCCUCCAGAAGCUGGACCUCCUCACAUUGAUCGCCAACGCCAAGCGCCCGGUGGACGAGUUCGAGCAACUGGGCGCGGGUCCCAUGACCUUUCUCCAGGACUACGCCACCCACGCGGCGCUGAGGCACGAGUUGACGCUGGACCGGCGCGAAGGCCAGCUGGAGGCGGAGGAGGCGGAGCUGGGGCUGUUGAUGGAAAGCCUCGGCACGGAGCUGGGCCCAGCCGAGAUCAGCAGAGCUGACUUCAACUCCUGGGAGCUGAACGUUGCUGAGCUCAACUCCCCGCAGCGCAUGUCACUCGCACGGUGCAUGAUCAUAAUGUACGACAGCGCGCCGGGCUUCGAAUAUGGAUCCGUGAACAUCAAGAAGUACAAGUGCCACUGUGAGCUCGUGAAGGUCCUUGAAGGCCAGUACGAAGAUGAGCAGGCAGUGCCGUACCACAACUGGUGCCACGCGGUGGACGUGGGCUUUACCCUUCGGUGGAUCUUCCAGCGGAUCAACGCGGAGCGGAUCUUCGCCAUGCACGAGCGCUUCGGGCUGAUGCUCGCGGCUUUGGCCCACGACUUGGGGAACUCAGGGGUGACCAACGUCUUCCUCGCGGAGUCCGGCCAUGAAACGGCCCUGCUGUACAACGAUCAGAGCUGCCUGCAGAACAUGGCCUGCGCCAAGCUCUUCCGACUGCUGGCGGAGCCGGGCACCGCCAUCUUCGUGAACUUCGACGAGCCCACCCGGCGCGACCUGCGCCAGGUGAUCGUCUCGGCCAUUUUGCACACGGAUCCAGCAUGCCAUGACCGGCUGGUGACGCAAGUGUGGGGCCAUUACUAUGGGCGGCAAGACCUCUUCCAAUACGUCGAGCAGCUGACAAGAACCGAGGAGGAGGAGGAGGAGGACAUUGAGGACAAGAAGGAGCUGUUCUUGAAAGCGAAGGAAGAGGUGGAAGACACCUACUUCUGGAAUGCCGAUGUGAAGCAUAGCCUCCGAAACUUCCUCGUGCACCUGGCGGACGCCUCGUAUCCCCUGAAGCCCUGGGAGGUCUGCUCCUUCUGGGCCAACGCCGCCUUCGAAGAGUUCUUCAAGCAGGGCGACAUGGAGAGGAACUACAAGAUGCCAAUGCAGCCGUUGAAUGACCGCGUCCGGGUGAACGUGCCUUUUGCACAGGUCUGUUACAUCAAGCACGUUAUCGCCCCCACGUGCCAGCUCCUUACACUGAUGUUGCCGCAAAUGCGGCUUUGCAAGCAGUACAUGUGGAAGAAUCUUCACCAGUGGCUGGAGAAGUGGACGCAGAGCGGCCCAGAUCACGAGGAGAUGCAGCGGGUCUUCCGGGAGGUCAAGGAGUUGAAGGAUGAGGAUAUGGGCGAAGUCGACAUGGUGGAGCCAAUGAAAAGCGGAGGGGACUCCGAAAUGGAGAGUCCCGUGCGUAGCAUGCGUAGCAUGCGUAGCUAGGUCAGAGUCUCACCCACCGCACCCAGAAGUGGUCAGGGGG
This is a messenger RNA of Effrenium voratum, 7099 nucleotides long. The record is from the annotation of a GenBank genome assembly. NCBI's taxonomy places the organism in Eukaryota, Dinophyceae, Suessiales, Symbiodiniaceae.